Menidia menidia (Atlantic silverside) is the source of this 2043-nucleotide messenger RNA. Lineage: Eukaryota; Metazoa; Chordata; Actinopteri; Atheriniformes; Atherinopsidae. The record is from the annotation of a GenBank genome assembly.
AUGAGGUGCAUCGAGGAGGUGUGUCAGAGAUAUGAAAACUACUGUGGAGGGAUCAGAGUGGGCUAUGGGAGGGAGAGGAAAAUUUUGGAAAAAAUCACAAUUUCCCAAAACUGUGACCAGGUUCUGGUUAACGGGAAGGAGAUGCGUGGUCGGGAGUCCCUGGCGGUGAACUUCACCUACCUGCACCUGUCUGCUCAGCUGCAGCUCACCGUCUGGGUACCAAAGCUGCCCCUGCAGAUAGACGUGUCCGACACGGAGCUGAGCCAGGUCAAAGGCUGGAGGGUACCCAUCGUCGCCAACAAGAGACCCACAAGAGACAGUGAGGACGAUGAAGAUGAUGACAGAAAGGGCAAAGGUUGCACCCUACAGUACCAGUAUGCUUUGGUGCGAGUCCUCACCCAUUUUGUGGCCGAGCCCUCUGACCCAGGCGGGGAGAUGGUCGAAGAUCCUCGUAUCGCCAGCCUCAUAGAUGGACGCAUCUUGAUAGGACGGGAUCUGGGAAUCACCACCAUACAGGUUCUUUCCCCGCUGUCUGAUUCUAUCCUGGCAGAAAAGACUGUGACGGUGCUGGAUGACAAGGUAACUAUCACAGACUUGGGGGUGCAGCUUGUUGCAUCUCUGUCCCUCAGUAUGACAGCAAGUCCAGGAAAUUACCAGGCAAUCCAACUAACAACUACAGCCACGGACCUGCUGCACAUACCGAAACAGGAGGCCAUGUUCAGCGCGUGGAUCCAGUACAGCGACGGCUCAGUGACACCUCUUGAUAUCUACGAUCCCAAAGACUUUCUCCUUUCGGCCGUCUCGCUGGAUGAAAGUGUCAUCUCUAUAACCAAUCAGGAGCAGCACUGGCCAAUCAUUGUUGCGGAAGGGGAAGGACAGGGGCUACUGCUCCGGGUUGAGAUGGUCAUAUCUGAGACCUGCCAAAAGUCCAAAAGGAAGAGCGUACUGGCGUCUGGAGUUGGUAACGUCGUAGUUAAAUUUGGAGCUAAGAGCGAGGAAAGAGGCGGACAUGAGGACGGCGGAGUGUUGGACAACAGUACGAAUGAGCAAAGGACAAAAGAUGGAGGGGAGUGGAAGGCCAGCAGCGCAGUUGUGGACCGAGAGGAAGGAGCUAUGAGGAAGGUUAGCACAACAACCAAGAGCACAGUAACCCAUCGAGCAUCCGGGGGCAAAGGAGCGAGCGGCGGCAGCAGCCGAGGCAGCGGUCCCAGUCAGGAGGGGGACUACAGCAGCUUCCCCAUUCAAGUGGAGGUUCCAGGAACCGGAAACAGUGAGCUGAGCCAAACCACUAGAGGACUGACAGACCUCGAGAUCGGGAUGUAUGCACUCCUAGGAGUGUUCUGCCUGGCAAUACUGGUCUUCCUAAUCAACUGUGUGAGCUUUGCUUUCAGAUACCGACACAAGCAAGUCCCGGUGCUGGAGGCCGGAGGCAACAUGAAUCAUGCCCACGACUGGGUGUGGCUUGGGAAUGAGGCUGACCUUUUAGCUGACCACUCUGACCACUGCCAGGGCGGGAUGCCCGACGAGUGCACCACCAUCAUCGACCGGAACGACGGCGGAUACGAGGAAAGCAAAUACCUGCUCAACGGGGCGGGCAGCACCCUGGUGAUGGGUGUGGGCCCCGGUAUGGGGACUAUCAGUGGGAGUGGUGGCACAGGUGGACACAGGGGCGUCGCCCACGGACAGACCCUCCCCAGGUCAGUUCCGGAACCGCACCAGUGCCUUUCAGCAAUCACCGCCGGCGGCAAAGACGUGACUGGCCAAACGGAGCAUCUGAAUAAUUCCCCCCGGGCCACGGCCGCGGCGGCCGCCGCCAAACGCAAACGGGUCAAAUUCACGUCCUACGCCACCGUCCUGCCCAACGACCAUUCGGGGGGGGGUGGCCCGUACGCCAGCUCUUCCGUUCUGAUGACCAACGGGAACGAGGACGAUAUCAAGUGGGUGUGCCAGGACAUGGACCUGGGUCAGUCGGAAAUCAGAACCUACAUGGAGAGGCUACAAGACAAUCUGUGAACGACGGGGGGGAGUAAGACUGAAACAGAG